UUUAAUAGUACAUACCCACACCUCAGCCGCUCAAGACCCCAUAACGUCCGUAGUCAGUUGCCCGGUAGAGCCUCGAAUUAGUACUUGAAGCCGGACCUAUAUCCCACUCUGUCACAACCUACCUACCGAAGGAUUGCCCAACCGCCCGACUCGGCUUGCUUCGUUUUGCAAUAUCCAACCCCAUCGCCAGCCACCAUGCUCACCAUUCGCAGCUUCCUCGCCCUCCCCCUCCUCCCCCUCCUCGCUCUCCUCCUCCCCCUCGUGUCCGCCGACCCCGUCCCGGGCCUGCUGCCCAAGAUCCCCAUCCUGGACGCCCUGCUCGCCCUCGGCGCCAGCCCGCCGCCGCCCAUCCUGCGGACCACGCACCCGUCGCCGCAGUGCGCCGCCAUCAACCAGGGCCAGCUGAUGUGCUGCCGCGCCACCGUCGCGGGUGACAUCCAGCUGGUCGUCUGGCUCGCCGAGCUGUACGGCUACAACCUGAACCCCAACGACAUCAACGGCCUGAACUGUGAUACCAAUAUUGACACCUGCCCGGGCGUCAAGGUUUGCUGCCAGGUCACCGGAUUGACCCCGCUGCUGGCACUGUGGUGUCACGACUAUCCGUAAGACCGGAUACCAGGUCGCUUGGGGAAAGUCGAAGAGCUACGGCAUGGGGAUGGCCCAAGAGAGUUCCAAAGAGAUAUAAUGUCCAUUGAUGAUGGCAUGACCUCCCUCCUAGUCACUGU
Phialemonium atrogriseum is the source of this 725-nucleotide messenger RNA. RefSeq lists its product as uncharacterized. Lineage: Eukaryota; Fungi; Ascomycota; Sordariomycetes; Cephalothecales; Cephalothecaceae. The coding region runs from base 196 to 606 and encodes 136 amino acids. The record is from RefSeq and is a predicted model, not a curated record. The transcript has 3 exons.